Messenger RNA from Vidua chalybeata, 1066 nucleotides. It is a transcript of the gene PACRG, whose product is annotated as parkin coregulated. Bases 137 to 919 code for a protein of 260 amino acids. Gene Ontology annotation, molecular function: Hsp90 protein binding; Hsp70 protein binding. The record is from RefSeq and is a predicted model, not a curated record. The transcript has 8 exons. Gene Ontology annotation, cellular component: vesicle; neuron projection; cytosol. Lineage: Eukaryota; Metazoa; Chordata; Aves; Passeriformes; Viduidae.
UCUUCUCACGUUAUCGCCUCACAUUUCCCCCGCACACCGCUAAUGACUUUCUCGUUAAUUGCUGUCCGCCGCCCCGGUGUACGGUGCACCGGGGUCCGUAACUUGCAUCUGGUCCGUCGUGGGCGCCGGUGGGGAGAUGGUAAUGGAGGAGGGGCGUCCGGGCCCCUCAAAACCCGCCGGUGACAGGCGGCCCCAGCAGCGGGAGAAGAAGGACAAGCAGCAGGACAAGCAACAAGCCUGCGAGGGUUUCAGUAUUAGAGCCAUGAUGAAAAACAGCGUGGUAAGAGGGCCCCCACCUGCAGGAUCAGUAAAACAACGACCAGCAAAACACACAGCUUUUCGCAAGUUUUAUGAGAGAGGAGACUUUCCAAUUGCUGUUCAGCAUGAGUGUGUAGGAAACAAAAUCGCCUGGAAGGUAGAGAUAGAAAACCUGGACUAUCAUUACUUUCUGCCUUUGUUCUUUGAUGGGCUUUGUGAAACGGAAUUUCCAUAUGAGUUUUUUGCUCGCCAAGGAGUCCAUGACCUGCUGGAGCAUGGUGGAAACAAGAUUCUUCCUGUUGUUCCUCAGCUCAUUAUCCCAAUAAAAAAUGCACUGAACCUUCGUAACCGACAGGUCCUCUGCACCACACUGAAAGUCAUCCAGCACCUGGUGGUGUCAGCUGAAAUGGUGGGGGAGGCCUUGGUGCCCUAUUAUCGGCAAAUUCUCCCAGUCCUAAGCAUCUUUAAGCACAUGAAUGAGAGAACAAGAGCUGAGCCCAGCAAGACUGUCCUACAUGGCCCAGAUGCCCUCCUGCUGAUGUUCAUAUUUCAGCAUGACGUGGAAAGUGGGACCUUGGAAGAUCUUGGAAGUCAAGAAACAGAAGCUGAGCAAAUUUUCUCCAAUCUCUCUCCAUCCACCUUACACGUUACAAUGGAGUAAAUGUCGAAGUAUUCACAGAGCUGAAUGGACUGAAACAAGUAGCUGAAGCUGGAGGCAGAAAUCUGAAAGCUAAAAUUCUGCUAAUGAAGAUCUGUGAUGUAUACGCAUGUUUACCAAUGAUUAGGAAUAAAUCCAUGAGUUUCAGGA